AUGCCGGCUCAGACGGAAUGUUCUACCGCCUCGGGGACCAACAAAAAAAGAGAUACACAUGCCUGGUACUGGUCAGCCUUGCCCCCAAAGCAAUGCCCCGUCCAUGCUGACGCCUUGGGACCAGGGCCGAGGUAUCGCUGCCUGCUGCGAAUCCAUUCCAUCCUACCCACUCGUCAGCCCCACGCAGGCAACCAGAGUCCUGGCUCACGGGUACACGGCUUAUGUCGUUUUUCCCUGUCUUAA
Molecule: messenger RNA, 243 nt
Organism: Bipolaris maydis ATCC 48331
Lineage: Eukaryota; Fungi; Ascomycota; Dothideomycetes; Pleosporales; Pleosporaceae
Source: RefSeq, a predicted model, not a curated record